AGGGUCUACUGACAAGGAUUUUCAUCCUACACACAUGGAUCCAUCUGAAAUAUCACCCGAAUACGAGCUCACAGUCCGCAACCACAUUCGCCAGACCUUCCUUCCUUACGUCAGGAAGUACAUUACCAGAGACCAUGUCGCAUAUACCGAGUCUAAGCUCGAGCAGAUCUUCACAGAAUCCUUAGAUUUUGUCCCAUUAGCGGACCCGCACGUGCUCGUGCUACCCCCAGAUCCACUCGAUACGCUCGUCAGGUCUCUGAAAGAUCUCGACUUCUCUUUUGACGAGCGCUUGACGACAGACGGAGAUACCGUGCGCAAGAUCAAAUCAUCACUCAAGACUAUUGUGGGUGAAGGCAAGGAACUCCGCAGCGAGACAUGUUGGCAGGAGGAGGAUCACAUGUAUGCACGCAUUGCAGAGAUAUACAGACCUAUGACACCAAUACUUACCAACCGCGCGCGAAAGCAGACCCCGAAAGCAGGUUCCAAUGCUUUCCGCGCAUCUCUCCCUCGCACACAGCCUGCGCUAUUCGAGCACAUCGGUGUCAAGUCUGUAGUGGUAGCACAAAUCGAGGAUUCGGAUAUACCUAACUUGGAGGAAGUUCUGAAUGUUCGUCCCACGAUAGAAUCCACCACUCGCACUUAUAUCCUUUCGCUAUUUAAAUCGGCAAAUCCACCUGCACAAUUAACCGAGACAAACGUACAUGUCGCUUCUUUCCUACGCGCCGAUUCACCACCGCUUCAGAUUCAACGUCCACUUUCUCCCCCCCUCUUUUCCCGAUCUCAAGCCAGCACGGGUUCGUUAUGGACAGGUAUUACGAAUGCAAAAGACGUCGUGGGUAGGCUGAAUGCUGCCCCUGCUCCGGUUCCGGAAGAGCUAGAGGACAACGUAGAUAGCGGUAACAUGUCGAUCGUUGAUGGAUGGGCUGUCCUCCCAAUCUCUUCUCCCCCUUCCGCUUCGCCUCUCUCCUCACAAGGCACAGAAAUCGACGAACUAUGGGAGGCAUCAUCGACUCCGCCUGGCACGCCUGCUACAAGCCUUUUCAGUGCUAGAAUGGACGAAGUAGAGAUCCCGCGUAUUCAUAAACCCGGACACGUACUCCCACACUCACUGAAACCAAGGGGUUCUAACAGUCUCAAGUCACUUAUCGAGCACCUGAAGCCUGUGGCUACUGUGAAAUCAAAAGAAGGCCAUACUACAGCACCGACGAAUCAGAAUACUAAUAUUUCGCUAUUUAUCUCUUCCCCAAGCGCAGAGGAUGGGAGGAUCAUUGAUGCAGAAGACUCUAUGCUCGGGCAGCCACCUUCUGUUUGUACUGCUUCACCUCUGCCUGCGCAUGCGGGAAGAGACAGAAGAAAGAAGUCAGAUCAAGAUCAAGCCUUGGAAGACAUUGAUGUGGAACAGGGUCUCGACAUGGCUCUCAGGCAUAUAUACCAAACGGUGCAGCAGGAGAACAUCGAGGGGUGUGUAUUGCGGGAGAGGUUGGAUGAAAAAGAUGUUGCAUUGAUGGAUGUGCCACACCUUCCCUCGCCUACCGUGCACCUGGGGCCAUCUCUACAACCUACAAGCAUGAGGGCCCUCAUCCAUAGAGGCGAGAUGAAUACAAACGUCCAGCGGCACGCUACACUGGAACCUGUAAAAGGCAUCAAGCCACUUAACCUCGAGUUAUCUUGGAGGCCCUUCAAAUUCGCGGCCCCGAUUCCAACCGACGAAAGCGUCUCUCUUGUCGCCGAACCUACUCUGGAUGACCUCGUGAAACUGGGCUAUGCUGACAAAGCAAGCGAAGCGAAAAUCCAUGGACUGCUCGCAGACCUCGACACUACCUCCUGUCAUUCGGUCAACGUGGCAGAAUCGAAGAAACCAAAAGACAAACGCGGCACAGGGAGUUUUGGUCUUUCACCUCCCCGCCCCCUUAAGUCCUCUAUGCUAGGAGAGGGAUUUGAACUAGUGCUGACGAAAAGAGAACGAAGACUUCAUGCUGGCCUUCCUGAAUUCGAGGAUUUGCAUGAACAUCGUGCCAAAUAUGGUGAAGAUUGUCAUGAACGACAAGAUAAAGUCAAAGGCGGAGAUGAAACCUCACUUGAAACGGACAAUGAAGAUCUGCCUGCGAAGCCCCCUCGCCUUGUCUUUCAUGAUUCUGGCAUUUUAGAGAGUAUUCACAACGUUGUCGACGACUCCGAUGUUGCAUAUAAUGGCCUUUCUGGGCCUACGUUCGGCGAUCCGGAAAUUGCGUUCGAUUAUUCUGGUGUUGCAUCCCCCAACCUCCACGACAAUGAGACGCGUUAUCGAGAUCAAGACGAUCCGAGUCCCUUGGAAACUGUCUACUCAUUCGAUGGUGUUGAUGACUCUGACAAGGACGAGGAGGAUAACCCACACUAUGUGUGCCAACAUCAAGGUCAGGAGCAAGAUGGGGAUCAAGGCCACGGAAGACCAUCUUCAUCUUUCCCGUUACCGGCACGGCACCGGUACGGCCCAAGUCCAUAUCCGGCCAGCCCUCCUCUCCGAGGACUUGACCAAGAUUAUGCAAUGGCUAACUACUCCCAAGACAAAUAUACGGAAUCCGCUUUUUUCCCACUUUCAUUUGGCUCCCAGGGCGAGCGGGUGUCAAUGUGUCCGACCGAUCUAGUUGUACUUUCGGGUGGUGAUGAGGAACGAAGUGUGUUACCGGAUACCGACAGCCCAAAGAAAACUCAAGGCAUCUCGGACAAGGACCAACCGGCGAACAUAACGGCAUUCUUACGACAUUUUGGCCCGGAAAUGGAUCCUAGUACCGCUUUCCCUGCAUUCAAACGCAGACGAUUGGACGAUCCCAUGGCCGCCGCCGUCGUCACCCGAGGGUUUUUAGACGACUACUUGGCACUGCGCAACAAGAACGGGAUGCGUGACCCGCCUCCGUCGGUAACUCCUGCGAUCGUCUCCUCUGAACCCCAAGGUUUGCAACUCGGCAGCAUUUCGCCACCCCGUGCUGCACCUGUAGAAAUCCUCGACACCUACACCAUGCAUCUCCCCGAUGUAUGGAACGCACCAACUGCGAACCAUUGCUAUCUUGCAAGUAUGGCUCUCAUUCAGAAACGUGCGCUCGUCCGGGCCUUGCAGGCCCCUGAGUGCCGGGUGCAUCUCGUAGAGAGGUAUGUGUUAGGUGGGGUGGACAUCGCGAUGGAUCCAGACACAGCCGUGCUAGUUGCGCCACUGCUGGCGCUCCCCUCUCAGGUUGAAGGACUCGUCGAUCGCAUCUCGCAGGCGUCCUGGCGGUAUACACGUAUCCUUAUCAUUUUCGAAGCGUUCCCAAGUGCAAAUGCAUUUACGGCAGAAAUAAGUACGAACAACGUCAAACUAAUGCCCUAUGCCUUCUCGCCUCCCAUUCUCAAAGCAGUUAAGAAGCUCCGCCGGCUCUUGACCAUCGCCGAGGGUUGUGGGACGAAGAAUGCAGAGUGUAAGAUUCAAUGGGCGUUUGCCAAUGAUGUGGGCGAGGUAGCCUUAUUCGUGAGGAUUUUUGGGAACCUAGCUCAGGAAUGGGCUUUCAAUAGAGGUGGGAAUGCACUUUGGGAAGAUAGGGGGUGGCUACAGGUCGACGAGCACGAGGUGUGUUCACUCCGUGCUUCUCAUUCAAUGCUGUAGGGUGUACAUUUUGUCGCCCAUCUUCUUUUCAGGAUGAAGCGGAUCUUGCCAGUGUGGACGGCAUGAACCCUUUCGCAGCCUUCGUCAUGCUGCAUCAGGGAGCGCUGCAAGAAAUCCUCGAUAUGACUUCUGAAAGUCGUGUGGCAGAAUUUUCUUAUCUGGUAGGAAGCCAGCGGAUAGCUUCUCUAAACGCCAUCAUCAAGGAGCGCACACAGGAGAUGCUUGUAGAUGCGGCUAGUGAAUCUGGUCUGGGGGUGGACGUGCCGCAUGUAUGAUUUCAUUUUGCUGUAAAUAUACUAUCUCAACCGAAUUUCAUCUUGACCUUCCUGUGUUGGUCUCUGAUGGGU
Messenger RNA from Suillus fuscotomentosus, 3963 nucleotides. RefSeq lists its product as uncharacterized. The transcript has 10 exons. The record is from RefSeq and is a predicted model, not a curated record. Lineage: Eukaryota; Fungi; Basidiomycota; Agaricomycetes; Boletales; Suillaceae. The coding region runs from base 35 to 3616 and encodes 1193 amino acids.